This is a messenger RNA of Myxocyprinus asiaticus (Chinese sucker), 5353 nucleotides long. RefSeq names its product E3 ubiquitin-protein ligase TRIM39-like. Lineage: Eukaryota; Metazoa; Chordata; Actinopteri; Cypriniformes; Catostomidae. The record is from RefSeq and is a predicted model, not a curated record. The transcript has 7 exons. Gene Ontology annotation, molecular function: metal ion binding; protein binding. Bases 2018 to 3628 code for a protein of 536 amino acids.
UGAGAUUACGUUGCCGUUACGUAAUAGUCACGUAAUUUGGCUAGCUUGGCUCUGAUAAUUUUGCUUAUAUUUGCAUUUUUUUGUAAGCUUACGCUGUAUUUUUCUUCGCUUUUGUUUCCAAGUUCUGUGCUGGAUUUUCCAAAACUUGUGAGUAGAGUUUCACGUAACUGAGGGGGCGUUUUGCGUCCCAAUUGGUCCACUAGUUCUUGAUCGACAGCUCCUCCUCUAGCCAAUCAUUCGACGAAGGGAGGUGACGUCACUCCAAUGCGACUCUGACUAGUGUUUGGAAGUCCGAUUCUUUCCCAUAGGGUCGCAAUCUCCAUUGGAAAUGAAUGACUUCCGAUCUAUCGUCUGUCGGAUGCAUUGAAAAGGCAGCUUUACUCCACCUUUAAAAGUCGGAAUUGCUUUGUAUGUUUGAAAUGUAAAAAAAAAAAAAAAAAAAAAAAAAAACUCUGUCUCUCUCUGUCUCCAUCUGCUGGCGUAAUUGGAAGACAUCAGAUCCUGACAUUUUGGUUAAUAUUGACGACAGAGAUCAAGAAAAGGCAACAAAUCAAGAGAGACAUUAAUCUUCAUUCGUCUCGCUUUUCAUUCAGAAAUCCUUAAUACAGUCACUAAAGGAAGAGAUUGUUUUCGGUGCAUUGUUGGUUCUUGGUUCAGUGUUUUUAACAUGCAUGCUUUUACUACUAAUAACACUUUAGAAAUGUACAGUCCAAAAGACAGAAGCCUUGAUCAACCUUUGUGUUCUUUCUCUCUUCUGUUUUCCUCAUAAACAGGCCUAGACACAAUCUAUAGAAUUUCUUUGCAAUUGGGGGAAAAUCUGCUCAAUUCUGUGGAUUGGAUUUUAAAAGGAUAAAAUGUGUUAAACAGAGCUGAGAGAACACUUUUUGUUAGCUGAACACAUAAUCAAAGUAGGCAAAACAUGUAAUAAACAAGCAUACAAGGGGCUGGGGCACGUCUAAAACUAUAUUAAUGAUAGAUGCUCCAGUUCUGUGGGAAUCUGAAGAUUUCAUGUACUGUCUCAUCCACAUACUGCUUUAAGUUUCAUUUCACCUUCAGUGAAAAGUAACACUUACUCGUUCAUGAUAACAUUCACAUUUGGUUUCAGUUUCAAUUUUAUUCAAUAAGAGUUAUGCAACAUGUUCACUUUGACUCCACAGGCAGAUUAUCACUGUAUAACAAAUUCAUGAAAAGAUGCAGAUAUGAAGUACGGAAAUAUAAACUGUUGACAUUGUAGUCAUUCCAAACACACCAUGAAAGAAUAAAAAAAAAACGUUCAGACAACUCGUGCGCUAUUUUCAAAGUCUUCUGAAGCCUUCAAAUAGUUUUGUGUGAGGAACAGACCAAAGCGUUGUUGAACAAUCCUCCACUCUACUGUUCACAUCCAUUGAAAUAUGGCACCUUAAAUGUGUCGCAUCAGGUUUGACAUCAAUGCAACAUGACCAGUCAUCACUGAUGUAAAACCUGACUCAUGAAGAAGACUUACAAUAUAGCGCACAAGCCAGAUGGACCACGUUUAUGAUAUGUUUAUUGUGCUUUUCUUUUUCUUUUUUUGGAGUUUGACAGACACAGACCAUUUUCAGUUUCAUUACUUUUCCAUUUGUUUAAUAUUUGUGAUGGAAAACUUCAUUUAAAAUGUAAUUUAAUGAUACAAUACUGUCAUGGAAAAAUAAUGUGAAGUGAGAGAAUGUCAUUGACGUACAUGUUGGUUAUCCCAGGUGCAGUUGCCUUUGAUGUACAGUAUUACAUACCUGAGUAUCAAAAGCUGUCAGAGAGUGUGCUGCUGUUGUAUGGCACACAACAGAGCAACUGUUUGCAAAUGUAUGUAAAUGCAAACUUGUUUAAAAGAGGUCAAGGCUUCUUUCAUUGGAAAUGAAAGUUAUUCACACAGAAGAGGGAGGGUAACUGCGAGGAAAUGAAACUUAAAUGAAUCGUAAAGGGGAAAGAAGGAGAGAGAGACAGAUCACAGAGACAGAAAUAUUUACGCCUUUGACAAGGUUUAACAGCUGACACAAUCACAAUGGCUACAGCCGUAGAUAUCUCUCGCCACCUGCACUGCCCCAUCUGUAAAAACCUGUUAGCCGAACCUGUCUCGACCAGCUGUGGACACACCUUCUGCAAGCGCUGUCUGGACCAGUACAUCAGCAUGUCCGACCCACAGUGCGCUCUGUGCCAGGAGCCCCUGUCCACCAAACCCAGCGUGAAUGCCAUGCUCGAAGCGCUUCUGCGGGAGUUUCACCAGACUCAGUUAUCUGACCUGAGCCUCUUCACCGGAGAAAGAGAUGAGAUUCCGUGCGACAUCUGCGACGAACAACUGACGUUCGUAGCAGUCAAGUCCUGCUUGAUCUGUCUGAUGUCGUACUGCGAGCACCAUCUGAAGCAGCACCAGUCCACAGCGAGACUCAAGGGCCAUAAACUGGUGUGUCCGUUGAAGAAGCUGGAUCAGCGGGCGUGCAGUGUGCAUGGCAGACCGCUGGAGCUCUACUCCCGACAGGAUGAGCGCUGCAUCUGUGCUUUAUGUGUGAAGAAGGCCGGAGACGUGACAUCAGUGGAGACCGAGAGAGAGAGGAGACAGGCAGUACAGCAAAAUACCAUUGAACAAUUGGAAAAAAUGAUCAUUCUCAGGCAAGACAAACUUGGGGAACUUCAGGAAACAGCCACAAACUGUCAGGCUCUGAUAGAGAGAGAGCAGCAGGAGAUAAAGGAGGUGUUUGCUGCAGUGACGGAAGCUGUGAGGAGAGCAGAGGAGGUGUUGCUGGCUCCUCUGGAGGAUGGAAGGAGGUGUUUGGAGAAGGAGAUGGAGGAGAAGACACAGCAGAUAAAAAAAGAGAUCCUCAAGUAUAAAGAGGCCAUCGUUUUUUUUAAUGACACUAAGAAUGAGGAAGAUGACAUCCUCUACCUCCAGUCUUACCCGUGUGUGCUAGCAGAAUUCAAAGAUGACUGGACAGUUUCCAUGGACACUGAGCUAAACUUCGGCACAAUGAGAAAUUUAAAGGCAGCUGUGUUGGCUCAGAUUGAGUCGAGGCUGGAGAAACUUUGCUCUGUUGAAAUUCAAAGAAUCCAGAAGUUUUCAGUUGACGUGCUUCUGGAUGCAGAAACGGCACAUCCAUGCUUAGAGGUGUCUCCAGACGGCAAAACCGUGAGGGAUUCUGGAAAAACUCAGGAGAGCCCGGGAAGCCCCAAGCAGUUUAAUCUGGUCGGGGGGAUCCUGGGAACUCCUCAGAUCAUGUCUGGAAGAGCAUUCUGGAUCGUGGAGGUGGGGCAGAAGGCAGGCUGGGAACUGGGCGUGGUGAGAGAAGGUGCUAAACGGAAGGGUAAAAUCUCCUACAAACCCAGCGAGGGUUACUGGGCCAUCGUGCUCUGUGGUGAAGGCAUGUAUGGAGCUUUUGAAGAUCCUCCAGUGCAGCUGCAGCUUUCCAGCAAACCCCAAAAGGUUGGAGUGUUUGUGGACUGUGAGGAGGCUCUGGUCUCCUUCUACGAUAUGGAUGCUUUGGCACAUAUUUACACGUUCACUAAGUGCAGCUUUAAUGAAGCGGUCCGUCCAUAUUUUAACCCUCAUCCCAACAACAAAGGGAAUAAUUCAGCUCCAAUGGUCAUUUGCUCUGUCAAUCAAGCUGACAUAUGUAUGUGAGGGGUUUGGUCUAAAGAGAAGGGCUAAUUUUAUGAUAUUCAUCCCAUUUUUUCCAUAGGCCAAUUCAUUUUAAUGUUAACUUGUAAACCUUUAAAGACAGACCUACUGUGAGCUUUGUGGUGGUUCAUUGAGGGUAUAUGCUUCUGGUUGAAGCCAUCAGUCUGUAUUAUUUCAACUUCAUUUAAAAAAAAUCAUAUUUAGUGGCAGAAUUCCUGGUGAAGAACUACAAUACCCAUAAUCCUAAAGAGAGAUCCACCAAUCAGAGAAUCGCAGCCAACAAAGCGCACCAAAAGAGCUCUGCAGCUCCACCCACUCCCAUGAAGCAUUGUGAAUGAUCCAAUCGAGUCGCUCUCCUUACACUCUCAAUCUACUUAUAUGUUUGUAUACUGUAUAUCUGAAUAUUUUGCAAUACAAUUUAAAUAUACUGUUUCUAUACUUAUAAACAACAAGUUUAAAUCAAUAGUUCUAUAUUUUUCUAUCGUUUUUAAUUAGAUUACAUCAUUUGCAAUGCUUCAUGGGAUAGUAAUUUAUUCCCUCAUGAAAGAUGUUAUGUACAAAGACUUGUACCUUUGUCUUUUUGUCAGAUUUUCAAAUAUUUUUAUUUUUUUUCCUUCAAAUCAAAGUUUGUAAUGUUGUGAUUCAUCUCUCAGCUGGUUGGUUUGGUUCGGGAGCUCUUUAAUGAAGAAUUUUAUUAAAUCCCUAUGGAAAAAAAAUUAAUGAGAAGAAUACUUCUGGAACCAAGGCAGCUUCGUUGAUUUUAUUUUUCCUUUCCUUUCUUUUUUUUUUUCUUUAACGGAACACACUUAAAGUACCAAAAAAGUACCUUGGAGUACCAUUCACGGUAAAUACCAUAGUUCAUGAAUAUGGUUAUUAUGCAGUACCAUGGCAUCAAAAUUCUGUGGUAUUGCAAUCUGAUAUCAUCACUGUACCAUGAGCACUUUUUGCAUUAAUUAAUGUUGUAUUUUAAUGAUAAGAGUACUCUCCUUAUUGUAUUCACACAAUAUUGUAUCACUCAUAAAGUAUAUAGUUACACAUAAUCUAUUUUUAUAUGGAGUACCCUUUCCUCAUCUCUACUAAAACACUUUACAUUUUUAGUCUACUAAAUCUUUAUAGAAAGAUUUAUUUUUUAUAACAACCAUAUUGAAUAUAAUGUGUUCUGCUUAUAUUUUUUGUAUUAUUUACAUAUUAAUAUAUUUAAGUGGGGUAGGGAUGUGAACACUGAAUGACCUACUUUUCUUUAUAGAAAUGCUGAUUAAAUCAGAGAAUCACUCAAUCAUACAUGUCAUAUAUGCAGUAUUUAUGUGUGUGUGUGUGUGUGUGUGUACAAUAUACUAAUAAUGUUUUAACAAUAAUGAGCUGAAGAAAUUAAAUUAAAUGUCAAUUUAAAUUCCUAAAAUUUACCUUUACUGGGAGGCUGGAGACAAAUAGACAAAAAAGAAAAUCUUCAUCAUCACUUUUCCAGAUUUUAUUAUGAGUCGCGGUGAGAGAAAAGUUAUCUAAUAUAUUGAGAAACAAAAUAAUUAAAUUGCACUCUAGUUUAUAGUCAAUAUUUGUACUUUUUACUCUGAAUGGAAUAAAACACUGGGUUCAACAUGUUGUUACAUCAACAUCAGUAAUAUCAGAAUUACUUUAUUCAUCAAACAUAUACACAUGGAUUUUCUUAUAUACCUGCACAGUUUAUUUAUUUAGACUUUAUUUAUUUAUUUAUUUAUUUAUUGCACUGCA